Molecule: messenger RNA, 2872 nt
Organism: Ixodes scapularis (black-legged tick)
Lineage: Eukaryota; Metazoa; Arthropoda; Arachnida; Ixodida; Ixodidae
Product: endothelin-converting enzyme homolog
Exons: 6
Coding region: 196-2772 (858 amino acids)
Biological process (GO): protein processing
Cellular component (GO): plasma membrane
Molecular function (GO): metalloendopeptidase activity
Source: RefSeq, a predicted model, not a curated record
CUCUGUGGUCACGGUAUUAUCCAGGCGCGCGCUUAAAAGCAUGCUUCAUAGCCUCCGGUAGUGCGGUACACGGAACCACGUGUGGAACACGGUAAAGGGUUGCUGAAAGCCCCUAUUCGUUCGACGGGAUCGUGCGAAGAAGAAGACGGCUGCAAUACGGGCCCCAGAAGAAGCGGCAGGUCAAUUACCGGCGCCAUGACUUCGUCGCCGACUUCGAGCGAGCCCCGGCGGAAAAGCUCGGUCAGCCCGGUCAUCAGCAGCUACGUCCUCGCCCCGGAGACUCCGGCGGCAGAACUGCGUAAAGAGAGUGGUCCGACGACGCGGUACAUCGGGACCGGGUCGGGCAGCCCGCUGGUACACCACUACCGCCUGGCGUCGAGCGACAACCCGCUCCGCAUGCGCCGGUCCGCCUCUGUCAGGGCAAACUCGAACCCCCGACCCGUGCUACUCGAUAGCUCGGUCUCGAGCCGCGACGCCGAGGUGCCGACCGUGGCGUCGCAGGACGCAUCGGGCCACAGGCGGCUCGAGUACCGGCUCUUCCUGCUGGCCAUGAGCUCAGUGACCCUAAUGGUGGCGCUGCUGCAACCUCUGCUCCUGUACCGCUCCCUCGUGCCGUGCACGGAGCCCAGGUGCUUUAGCGUCGCACUGCCCGUUCGGGAGGCUCUUCAGGCGUCGGUGUCCCCCUGCGCGGACUUCUUUCGGUACUCCUGCUCCGGCAUCGACUCGGGCUUCUCGGAGAAGGUGAGGCACUCGCUGAGGCUGUCCACCCUCAGCCUGAUCUCCGAACUGCCCGCGAGUCCGGGGCAGAGCGCCGUCCGGAAGGCCGGCAUCCUGCUUCGGAGUUGCUUGAGGCUCGUCAAUCAGAAGCCCGAAGACAUCGACGGGAUCAGGCACGUGCUUAAGAUCGGCGGCCUCAGGUUCCCCGCGCUGCCCCAGACGAGCACGUCUUCCGUCCUGCGGGGCGUGGUGGACCUGAAUCUGCACCUGGGCAUCGCCGUCCUCUUCCGAUUAACGGUGGGCCGGGACCUAAAGCACAGAGGACACCACAUGCUCUACCUGGCCAGAAACGACGACCUCGCGGGCUUCGUGCGCUACCUGGGCCGGCUGGAGGCGAGCCAGUCCUUGGACGACUACGUGAGGCGCUGCGCCGAAGUGAUCGGCGAGCGCGGGAUGUCAUACGCCCGGCUCAUCGACGCCGUGCGCCAGACGAACCGCCGGUUCGUGCUGACCCUGGACGACGUGGUCGAUGGCGGACCCGUCUUCUACGCUCCUCCCACCCAGGUGGGCGCCUUUUGGACGGGCAUCUUCAAGGGGCUGCAGAGCGAGUUCCGCAACCUGCCAAAUGUGUCGAAGGAGCUGUUCGUGCUGCACAGCAACUACUUCAAUGCGCUCGACGAGAUCUUCUUGCAGCAGCUCGAGCCGAGGCUGCUCUCCGCCUACGUGGGCCUCUACGUGGUCUGGUAUCUAAGCCGCCUGGGCUCGCACUCGCUGGCCUACCACAUCAGCGUCCAGGGCUACACCUCCGGCCUGAAGGACGUGUGGACACGCUGCUUCUCGGACGUCUACAGGCUCAUGCCCCUAGCCAUCGAGCGCCUGUACCUGGAGGGACACCUGAAGGCCGACGACGUGCACGAGAUGGAGGACAUGCUGCGAAGGAUCACACACGCUACGGGCGUCUUCCUGGCCUCGCUGGACCGGAACACGGGCCGUCUGCAGACCAGGCUGGCUUCCCUGGGUCUCUUCGCGUUCGGAGCACAAUCCACCAGGGCGCUGGGAGACGUGGACCGGCUGUACGACCACGUGCCGGACCAAAGGGACGAGGCGUUCCUAGACGGCUUCCUGAACGCGUCGCGGUCGACGGCCCAGCACGCCCGGCACCUGCUCCGGAUCCCGGCGGAGGCCCAGGGCGGACCGUUCCUGCCCCCGUUCCUCGCCGAGCUGCCCCACAUGGCCGGGGUGCACCACCUGAUCCCGCUAGGGCCGGACGCCGUCACGCCGCCGGCCUUCACCUUCGACCAAUCGCCGACGCUCAACUACGCCGGGCUCGGAGGCAGGAUCGGAGCCCAGCGUACGACGAAACGUCGGGACGCUGAAGUCUCCUUCCCAGGUGAAGCGGCUUCUGCUGAGCAAGCCCCGGCUGCUGAACGAGUCCGGCCUGUACGAGAGAGUCUGGUCGACGGGCCUGGUGAACGCCAUGCGCGAGCGGAUCCAGUGCCUGCGCAGCCGCUUCCUCUCGUACCGCUGGGAAAGCCAGCACGUCGGCGACGACCUCAUCCGGACGGCCAUUGUCACGCACAUCGUGUACACGGCCUUCUCGAGCGUGCUGGAGUCUCCGUCCGAUUCCGGCCGGUUCCUGUCCGAGUCCCAGCGGUUCGGCAUGUCUCCCGAGCAGCUGUUCUUCGUCGGCAGCUGCCUCAACUGGUGCCGCGACCUCGGGGCGUUGGACGGCGGCCGCCCCGCGGCCAGGGUCAGGGUGCGGGACAAGUGCCGCUUCUCGCUCAUGGUCCUCGGAAGCUUCGCGAGGGCCUUCGGCUGCAGUCGCAAGGCCGGCGUCGAGGACUGCCUGAACGGAGGACGCCAGGACGACGGCACUGUGCUGGCGGACACAACCACGUCGCCUUUUUAGAUGCGCCGUCGGGCCGCGGCCCGUCCAGACAACGUAGUCUCCUGGAUCUGCGGGAGACUAUCGUUUGUCCAGGAAUGCUCCCUCGCCAAGUUACUCUCGCGACAGUUUUAACGAGGGAUGAUAUAAUUAUUAAGUUUUUGUUCUAAUUUUGUUUUGCUUUUAGACCGUUGCCACACGCUGCCUUAACGCCUGUCGGGCGAAAGCCGUGCAGUCAAGUAAAUAAAUAAAUCGAUAUUUAAAGAGAAA